Molecule: messenger RNA, 1014 nt
Organism: Pseudomassariella vexata
Lineage: Eukaryota; Fungi; Ascomycota; Sordariomycetes; Amphisphaeriales; Pseudomassariaceae
Exons: 4
Coding region: 1-1014 (337 amino acids)
Source: RefSeq, a predicted model, not a curated record
AUGGGAGAGCCGCCAUCUCAACUUCUCCUCGCGAGUGCUAACCAGAUCCGUACAUGCCCGCGGUGUCGGCAGGACUUUAUUGAUGCAUUCGGCAUGCCGGAACUGUGGUGGUCGGACUAUUGCAGGAAUUCCAACGGGUAUUUCGGCUGCGAGACGAGUGAUGCAAUGGCUUCUUCCGGAAUUAGCAUGUGGGCGUUCUUCGAGGUGAAACAAUUAGAGGAGGGAUUACGCUAUCGGUGGCACAAGAUCAACAUCUUUACGCGAUGGCUGCUAUCGACCAAGCAGACCAUUAUCCUCCUGUUCGAUUUGCAGCCGCCCAUGGUAGAGCGCCUACCAUGUCCGCUGUUGGACCCCGAAUCGGCCAACCUAGCGGAUCCAUUCUGGGCUUACGCUCGAAUAGCGGCCGAGGUUUUGCGCCUCGAGGACUCCGCCGUCAUGUCCAUACGCAACCAUGUCAGGAAGUUGGAGCUACAGAGGCAGCCGGCAGGAAAGCCGCAGCCCGACUACAGGUACCUGCACGACAUUGCGAGACACGCCAUCCACGUGUCUGAGACGCUCGACGUGGCCACGCAGACUAUGGGGCGCAUUGUGAUGCAGCACGAUAUCUUCAUGAAGUCGAUGUCUGACCAGGACAUUUCCCAGAAUACCCACUCCCGACUUCAAUUCUUUGAGAGUUUCAUCGAAAGUCUGCGGCAUCGCUCGGUAUCCAAUGAAAAGCGGCUGCUUAACGAGAUCCAGCUGGCCUAUAAUACCGUUGCCCAGUACGAUGCCGGCACCUCGGUCGAAAUCGGACGGUCUGCACAGUCGGACAGCGCCUCCAUGAAGACCAUCGCCUUCGUUACCCUCACCUUUUUACCUCCGACCUUCAUUUCCGCCAUCUUUAGCAUGUCGUUUUUUGAUUAUAGUGUCGACUCGGGCUGGACAGUAUCUAACAAGUUUUGGGUAUAUUGGGCGUUUGCCGUACCAACGACGGUCAUCACGGUUAUAUUGUGGUUUGUUAGCCGUGGUUCGUGA